This is a messenger RNA of Carassius auratus (goldfish), 1098 nucleotides long. RefSeq names its product proprotein convertase subtilisin/kexin type 6-like. Gene Ontology annotation, cellular component: cell surface; membrane. Gene Ontology annotation, biological process: peptide hormone processing. Gene Ontology annotation, molecular function: serine-type endopeptidase activity. Lineage: Eukaryota; Metazoa; Chordata; Actinopteri; Cypriniformes; Cyprinidae. Bases 115 to 1098 code for a protein of 327 amino acids. The transcript is spliced from 8 exons. The record is from RefSeq and is a predicted model, not a curated record.
AUAUGUUGGAAGGAGAGGACUUUUAAGCAAUUACUGCACAUUUGUAUCUGUUCCUCAUGCAAAGCCAUCAAAAUAAAAUGGCUUUCAUUGACAAGCAAGCAGGUUUGGAGCAACAUGAGAAUCGGAGGACUGGAGCACCAUUACCAUUUCCAUCACAGCAGGGUGGUCCGCAGAUCCACCUUUGUCACCAGAGGCACUCACAUCUUCAUUCACAUGGACCCGAAGGUUGACUGGGCGCAGCAGCAGCUGGUGAAGACGAGAGUCAAACGCCACCCCAGGAGCGACCCGAACUACAUCCACUUCAACGAUCCCGAAUGGUCCAACAUGUGGUACAUUCACUGUAAUGAUACAAACAGCCACUGCCGUUCAGAAAUGAAUAUCCUUGCUGCCUGGCAGAGAGGCUACACAGGUCGAAAUGUGGUCGUCACCAUCUUGGACGACGGUAUUGAGAGAAACCAUCCAGAUCUGGUGCAGAAUUAUGACCAGCUGGCGAGCUACGAUGUGAACGGAAAUGACUACGACCCAACCCCACGAUACGACUUCAGCAAUGAGAACAAGCACAGGACACGAUGCGCAGGUGAAGUCGCUGCUGUAGCCAACAACUCGCACUGCAUUGUGGGUAUAGCCUACAACGCUCGCAUAGGAGGUGUCCGAAUGCUUGAUGGAGAUGUGACUGAUGUGGUAGAGGCCAAGUCUCUGGGAAUAAGGCCAGACUACAUCGACAUUUACAGUGCCAGCUGGGGCCCGGACGAUGACGGGAAGACCGUGGACGGGCCGGGGCCUCUGGCCAAACAAGCCUUUGAGCUGGGAAUUAAAAAGGGCCGGAAGGGUCUGGGCUCCAUCUUUGUUUGGGCGUCUGGUAACGGGGGCCGGCAGGGCGAUCACUGCUCCUGCGACGGCUACACCAACAGCAUCUACACCAUCUCCGUCAGCAGCAGCACUGAAAACGGCAACAAGCCCUGGUACCUGGAGGUGUGUUCCUCCACCCUCGCCACCACGUACAGCAGCGGAGAGGUCUACGACCGCAAAAUAGUUAAGUCACAUAGACGUCUGUUACACCAGCACAAGAAAGAGUUUGUUCCUGGAGUCCUCUUGUAA